Molecule: messenger RNA, 1294 nt
Organism: Porites lobata
Lineage: Eukaryota; Metazoa; Cnidaria; Anthozoa; Scleractinia; Poritidae
Source: the annotation of a GenBank genome assembly
AUGAAGUUCAGAGGAGUCGUCUUGUAUCUGAUUUUCCUGGUGAGUGUAACAACUGUCAGUAAUAACUUCUCUUUUCCAAGACUUUCACUUCCGUGUACAAAUAUGUAGUUAUGAAAUACGGUCUAACAUUUGAAGCUGUGGCUAAAUCGUUUGGUGUGAGCAUUCAAAUGCCAUUUUUCCUCUUCCUUACUGUUGCAUGUUUCUUUAACCACGAUUCAUGCAUUAGUUUGAGGUUUAAAAGUAUGUUUUAGCGGUCAUAAGUUCUAAUUGCCGACACUGUUUAAUACUUCUCCUUCUGGAGAAGGGACCGCAUUUCUACGUACCUUUUUCCUACUUUUGUUUUUAUUAAAUUAUAGAUCAGGAUUUCAAUAAAACAAGUUUGAGCGAAGUAAAUGUAAUGAUAAAAGGAAGAAGGAAAGAAUUCUGUUUUAGCCAAAAUUAAAGAGCUCCAUAGAAAAGGAAGUUCUCAAAAUUAAAUUCCGUUGACUAACAAGCGAAAAGUAAUUUUUAAUAAUGAAUUAACGACCUUAAUGGUAGGCCAUACAUAUUGAUGUGGAAAAUACGUUGUUUUUUUUUUUAAUCCCUGAGCAUAAUUCAGAUCUGUACGACAUUCUCUUUGGUUUCUUCCUACUCCCAGAAUUUCGUCAUAGGUUUAUCAAGUCGUUUUACAUGUUAAUGACAUAUUUGAAAACAUCAGUUAUGGCGCUUAUGAUUGUGUAGUUCCAGUAGCAGAUCCAGACCUUCGGGCCUCAGUUUGGCCUAAAAACAAGGGGGACCUGGCCCCUCCCCUGGAUCUGCCACUGAGUCGGCCAUUAACUUUGGUUUUGAACAAAGGGUCAACGAGAUUUCAAAGGAAACCACAUAUUAAGAAAUGCUUUAAAUGUUUUAGGUCGCUUUCCCAAAGAAUGCCAGUCCUGCCGCUAUCAAAGAGGGAUUGACGUCACUUCUGGAAAGAACAACUCUUGACGAUCACCCAGGUAGUUCAACUCAUGGCCAGUCCGACACCGCUGACCAAGGCAUGAUGAGGGCUGAAAGCUUAAAGGACGCGGUGGUCUGGGAUGCAGAAAUCGAUGUUCGCAGUCAACAUCCAUGUUUGAAAACUUACGGAGUGAUGGUAAUUAACAAUACUUUAUAUCCAAAUCAUGAAUGUCGCACCACUUCUAUGAUCGGAUGCUGUCCGAAACCGCCGGUACUUAACUUAUGUGAACCACAGAAAUACUAUGUUGCUGGCUAUGUCUUGGUGAGUGGCUGCACUUGCAAGAGUGGAGGUGAUUCGGAAUGCCCCCAAAGUUGA